UGAAUCUGCAAAGCGCAGAAGUUGCUCAUCUAAGCGGAAGGAAACACGCAAAAAGAUGUGUUCUGCUAGCAAAGUUGUGGUUGAGAAAUCUACAGUGGAUGAUUUACCACCAGGGUGGAUUAAGGAAACAAAAAUUAGAAAGAAUGCAUUUGGAGUGAGAAGAGAUCCGUAUUACACAGAUCCAGUUAGUGGAUAUGUGUUCCGCUCCAAAAAGGAUGUAUUCCGCUAUCUAGAAACUGGAGAGAUUAGUAGACAUGCAUUUAAACCAUCAAAAAGGGAUGCUCAUGAUCUAGAAGCCUUGCCAUCGCCUGCAGCCAAAAGGCAGAAAUUGGAGCAUCCUGCAACCAGGAGACGGCUUUUUUCAGGUCAGAUGUUGAAUUAUUGCAGUUCUCAAACAAUGAGCAAUUAAUGAUGAGGAAAAUGACAAACCAAAAGAAUUG
This is a messenger RNA of Pistacia vera, 440 nucleotides long. Its product is annotated as methyl-CpG-binding domain-containing protein 13-like. The transcript has 4 exons. The coding region runs from base 56 to 409 and encodes 117 amino acids. Gene Ontology annotation, molecular function: DNA binding. The record is from RefSeq and is a predicted model, not a curated record. Lineage: Eukaryota; Viridiplantae; Streptophyta; Magnoliopsida; Sapindales; Anacardiaceae.